AACCGCAGCGCCAGCAUUGCAACGACCAUGGGAACAAUCUGCCGGCUGAGUUUAGAACUCAAAAAACUCCUUUUUGUCUCUACUUAUCUCCAAUAACAAAGUGGCUUUUGGUUAUAUUUAUUCAAUCAUAUAAAGUACAUAUUUGUAACCAUCUUUGAAUAACUCAAUAAAAUAACACACUCAUGUCUCUUAUUUUGAAACAACUAGCAUCUAUCCUCCUUGGAAUUUUCAACUUAAACCAAGUUUCAUGCUUACAUAACUAUGCCAGCCCAGAAACACUCCUCAAAAGAAGAGCAUUAAUAGUCAAAGUUUUAGGAGAGCAAAAAAAAGUCCACAUUAUUAUUGUAACCCCAACUUGGCCCCAUAUUCAUUCAUUUAUUCAUCCCUAUAAAAAUGGUACAUUUUAGAAGUUAGGAAAGUCAUAUAGAAAUGGCAUCUACAAAGGAGAAAAAUAAUGUUGCCAUAAUUUUUGGGGUCACUGGACUUGUUGGUAGAGAGCUAGCUAAGAGGCUAAUUCUACAAUCUUGUUGGAAAGUUUAUGGUGUAGCUAGAAAAAAUCAAGAGAUACCAACACACACCCUUUUGAGCCCAAAUUUCAAUUUCAUUUCUUGUGAUUUGCUUAACCCUUUUGAGACCCAAAAAAAGUUAUCUUGCUUACAAGAUGUGACCCAUUUGUUUUGGGUCACAUGGGCUAGCCAAUUUCCAUUAGAAACACAAGAAAGUUAUGACCAAAACAAAACCAUGAUGUCCAAUGCUUUGGAUUCUAUUCUCUCAACAUCCAAGAAUCUAAAGCAUGUUUCCCUUCAAACAGGGACCAAACACUAUGUAUCACUUCAAGCCCCUUUUGAUGAACAAAAGAAACAUUACUAUUACCAUGAAGAGUUUCCAAGAAUUAGUAGAGCCCUUAAUUUCUACUAUGCAUUAGAGGAUUUGCUAAUGGAGAAAUUGAAUGGUAAAGUUUCUUGGUCAGUGCAUAGGCCUGGUUUAUUAUUGGGAAGUUCUAUUAGAUCAUUUUACAACUUUAUGGGUAGUUUAUGUGUUUAUGGGUCUAUUUGUAAACAUUUGAAGCUUCCUUUUGUGUUUGGAGGAACAAAAAAGUGUUGGGAAGAGGCUUACAUUGAUGGGUCAGAUGCUAGGCUUGUAGCCGAUCAACAUAUUUGGGCUUCCACAGAAAGUGCUCUAGUUUCCACAAGUGGACAAGCUUUUAAUUCAAUUAAUGGCCCAAGUUUCACUUGGAAAGAGAUUUGGCCAAUUGUUGGGAAAAAACUUGGGGUUCAAGUUCCUCAAGAGAUGUUUGUUGGGAAUUUUUUGUACUCAAAAGCUAUGUUUGAGAAGCAACAAGUUUGGAAAGAGAUUGUGGAGGAAAAUGGUUUGGUUCCAACAAAAAUUGAAAAUUUAGCUAAUUGGGAAUUUUUAGAUGCCUUGUUUAGGUUUCCUUUCAAACUCAUGGGGAGUAGAGAUAAAAUUGAUGAGGUUGGUUUUGGUGCUAGGUAUAAGACAUUGAAUUCAAUAUUGUAUUGGAUUGAUUGCAUGAGAGAUGAGAAGUUGAUUCCUUAGAGUAUUUGAUUCUCUAAAAUCUUCUUCCUACAACUUUUUUAUAAAUAAGAAUCGAACUCGAUACCUUAAAGUUUAUAACACUCAAACACUGCAUUUCAAUCAUUUAUAUAUAAAUAAGAAUCGAACUCAAUACUUUAGAGCUUAUAAUACUCAAAACACUGUAUUUCAACCAUUUAUACUAACGUGUAGUUGGUUGCUUCAUCUUUAACUUCAUAUAGAAGUGUUUGGUGACAUAAAUUUAUGGAGCACCACAAAAUGGGGUUUUCUUUUAACAAAUUCGUGGCAACGUGCUCUUUGCAUGUGCUUGUUAAACCUUGUCUUUGUUGUUGCUUAGUUUACUAGUUUAUAUACAGAUGGAAUGAUCUUAUUUAAUGAUGUAUAUUACUUCUUUUGCA
Cicer arietinum (chickpea) is the source of this 1952-nucleotide messenger RNA. RefSeq names its product 3-oxo-Delta(4,5)-steroid 5-beta-reductase. The record is from RefSeq and is a predicted model, not a curated record. Lineage: Eukaryota; Viridiplantae; Streptophyta; Magnoliopsida; Fabales; Fabaceae.